Molecule: messenger RNA, 5964 nt
Organism: Uranotaenia lowii
Lineage: Eukaryota; Metazoa; Arthropoda; Insecta; Diptera; Culicidae
Exons: 1
Coding region: 1-5964 (1987 amino acids)
Biological process (GO): DNA integration
Molecular function (GO): nucleic acid binding
Source: RefSeq, a predicted model, not a curated record
AUGUCUGGACCCGGUUCCAAGAAGUCAUCACGUUCGGUGCAGAAAGAUGUUGAUGGCAAUGAUGAUGCGUUUGUACCUGCAGUGGAAAUCCUAACCUCACAUGAUGAUGGGAAGCAGUCAUCGGAAAACACAAUUGUCGGGCUGAUUGAUGAUCGUUCGGCCAAGGAUCAGAAGAAGAAAACGGGUGCCAAGCCCAAGGGCAAGAAAGCACCCACUUUCAGCUGUGCUCUCUGCAAGUGGCCCGACAAUAACGAUAUGGUUAUGUGCGAUUCGUGCAAUCUAUGGCACCACUUUAUCUGCGUGGGUGAAACCCAGGGGGUUAGUAACCGGCCAUGGAUUUGCGAGAAAUGUCUAGCAAAGGAAAAGAUUCAACAAAAAGGUUAUUCUAGCGUGGGUAGCAUUAUAGAUGUUCCAGUCAGUAUUGGUAAGAACCACGACCAGAGGGUUCUAUUGAAAAGGUUAAAAGAAGAAGCCAAGUUGAAGGAGGAAUUCGCGAUGAAAAGGUUAGAACUACAAGAGAAGUUGGCUAGCGAAUUUCUUCUGAAGAAAUAUGAACUGCUCGGCAUAAACGGUGAUGAUAAUGGUAGCAUAGUAGGAAGCGAAAUAUCCGAAUCGGGGAAUAGUAGGCAGCGCAUCAGGGACUGGAUCGAUGGCGUCGAACAAUGCGUUGAACCAGGAAAUCCUUCUUCAGAAAAAUCUUUCGUUAUGCAAAGCGGAAAUCCAAGAAAACAAAACUCGCGAAUGGGAACUGGUAUCCCAAGUGUUUUGAAUUCACUAUCUUUGACGCCGUUUGUGAAUGGGCAGAUGGUGAGCAACAAUCAAUGUCGGCAGCCUGUUGGAAACGAUACCAGCGGUCGGCAUUUCCUUCCCGAGCAGAAAUCUACGCCAAAUAACCGAAGAUUGGCUGGUGGGUGCGUACUUCCUGAGCAGCACAACGAUUUGGAAUCUUUCGUGUUGAACCGAAGCCAACUAGCGGCCCGGCAGGCGGUGUCCAGGGACUUACAGGAGUUCAGUGGUGACCCAGAAGACUGGCCGUUAUUUUACGGCACCUUUAUUUCAUCGACCGCAAUGUGCGGAUUCUCAAAUGAGGAGAAUAUGCUCCGUUUGAGAAAAUGCUUAAAAGGAAGAGCGCUUCAAGCAGUGCGCUCUCGCCUGUUACAUCCCUCGAAUGUUGGCGGAGUAUUGGCUACACUAAAAAUGGUUUUCGGUCAGCCGGAGUCGAUUGUACAAGCGAUAACUUUCAAAAUUAGAAGUCUUCCUCCCCCCGAUAUGGAUCGGCUGGAAACAUUAGUUGAUUUUGCUCUAUCGGUAGAGAAUUUGCGCGCUACAAUAGAGGCAUGUGAGGUAGAUGGUUUUAUGCAUAAUGUAUCCUUACGCAACGAACUUAUUAAUAAAUUACCCACAAUUCUAGCGAUGCAAUGGGCUAAAUAUGCCCGUGAAUCGAAGUCUCAAACACUGUCUGAUUUAAGCUCUUGGCUCUAUUCUAUGGCUGAAGAUGCUAGUUGGGUUCUGAAAUCUUCCCCACCAAUUCGAAAAACUAGGAAGAAUGAUAAGCAUGUGAAUGUUCAUGCUAGCUUAGAGUACCACAGUGCAUUACCUUCAAGUUCUUCGUUCAAUUCCCAACAGCAUAGUUCUCAAAUGGUUAAGCCGCUCAAGACCAAAGAAUGCAGCGUAUGUAAGGGUUCGUGCGCUUCCAUUGCCAAGUGCCAGAGAUUCAGCGGACUAGAUUAUGAUUCUAAGUGGGCAGUUAUCCGAGAACUGCACUUGUGCAAAAAAUGUCUUCGACGUCACACCGGAUAUUGUAGGUCACAGUCAGUAUGCGGCGUAAAUGGGUGCGACUUAAAGCACCAUCCAUUGAUGCAUAAGUCGUUAACACCACCAGCAGCACCGGCGCCGGCUCCACAGAACUACGACGAAACAAACUGCAACAUACACCGGAAUCAAUCGAACGAGGUUUUGUUCAGGGUUGUACCUGUCACGCUUCAUGGAACAGGUACGGUCGUCCACACGUAUGCACUUCUAGAUGACGGUUCAGAGUUAUCGCUAAUAGAUGAAGACUUGGCUGAGCAGUUGCAGCUGGAAGGUGCGCGAAAGGCACUUUGCCUGAAAUGGACAGGAGAUACCCGACGCUAUGAGGAAAAUUCCAGAGUUGUAAACCUUUGUAUUUCUGGUGCAGGAGGUGCUUUACAUGCUUUGAAUGGAGUUCGUACAGUUCAAGAGUUGAAUUUGCCACAUCAGUCUUUAGUUGUCGAGGAGCUAACAGUAAGGUAUCCCUACCUGAAAGGGCUGCCAAUUCAAUCGUAUCACGACGCCGUUCCGCGUAUUCUCAUUGGGUUAGAUCAUGCUCAUUUGGGAAAUACACUCAAGCUACGCGAAGGCAGUGUCAAUCAACCGAUCGCUGCAAAAUCCAGGUUAGGGUGGCUAGUUUUCGGAAGUUGUGUGGAGCGCAGACCAGCUAGUGUUUAUGCUAACGUUCACUACCUUCCGCAAUGCGAAUGCAUAGAUGAUGCUGAACUUCAUAAGGCGAUGAAGAAUUAUUUUUCCUUGGACAGCAUGGGAGUGGUGCAACGAGAAGCUAUGCUUUCAACAGACGAUCAGAGGGCACUUCAUCUACUCCAAACGAAAACCCUUCGACUACCUGAAAAGUAUGAAGUUUGUCUCUUGUGGAAGUACGAAAAUGUUAGGCUACCAGACAGUAAGGUGAUGGCACUUCGUAGAUGGGAAUGUUUAGAGAAACGUUUGUCAAAAGACCAAUCGCUCGCUCGGAUACUGAAGGAGAAAAUAGAGGAUUACUUAGAAAAGAACUAUAUUCGCAAGUUAACUAAAUCUGAACUUGAAUCCUGCUUCCCACGGGUUUGGUAUCUUCCGAUCUUCCCGGUGGUAAACCCGAACAAACCAAGCAAAGUCAGAAUUGUUUGGGAUGCUGCGGCGAAGGCCCAUAAUGUAUCGUUGAAUUCCGUAUUAUUAAAAGGUCCCGACCAGUUAUGCUCGCUUCUAUCAGUCCUACUGAAAUUUCGCGAAUUCCGGGUGGCAUUCUCAGGUGACAUCCGUGAGAUGUAUCACCAAGUGAUGAUCAACGAAACUGACCAGCAAUGUCAGAGAUUUUUUUGGAAGGAUGAUCCUUCAGCACCUGAGCCUAGUGUCUUCGUAAUGCAGGUGAUGACCUUUGGGGCUAGCUGUUCGCCGAGUUGUGCCCAAUUUAUAAAAAACACCCAUGCCCGAAAAUUUAGUGAUCGGUUUCCAGAAGCAGUCGAUGUAAUUAUAAACAAGCACUACGUAGAUGAUGCUUUAGUCAGCGUAGAGAAUGAAGAAGAUGCAAUACGGGUAGCGAAAGAAGUUCAUGAAAUUCACCGAUCAGGAGGGUUCGAAAUUAGAAACUGGAUUUCCAACUCCCAAAGAUUUCUGAACGCCUUGUCUGGUCAAAUGAACUCCGAGAAAAACUUGAAUAUUUGUUCAGAACUAGCCACCGAGAAAAUAUUGGGGAUGUAUUGGGACACCGCAUCCGAUAUGUUCAGAUUUAAGCUCUCCUCACGCCACGAUCCUGAACUUCUGUUGGGGAAACGUAUACCAACGAAGAGAGAAGUGUUAAGAACUCUGAUGAUGAUAUUCGACCCUCUCGGAUUAAUCGGGCAUGUCCUCAUGUAUUUGAAAGUGAUCCUCCAAGAGAUUUGGCGAGCUGGCACAGCUUGGGACGAAGCUAUAGAUAACGAUCUUUUCAGGAAAUGGUUGCAAUGGUUAAAAGUGUUACCCAACUUAGAAGAUAUUCGCAUUCCUCGCUGUUUUCGGGCAUUGACCUCCGCCUCGAGUGCAACAGAAGUGCAGCUCCAUACGUUUGUAGAUGCCAGCGAGAGUGGAUUCGCUGCAGCUGUAUUCUUGAGAUUCGAAGAGGGUGUACACAUAGAGUGCUCGCUAGUUGGAACUAAAACGCGUGUUUCACCACUGAAAUUUUUGACCAUUCCUAGGUCUGAGCUGCAAGCGGGAGUUAAGGGGGAAAGAUUCGCUUCGAGUGUCAUCAAGUCUUUAUCGAUCCACAUCUCCCAUCGUUUUUACUGGACCGACUCUAGAAAUCUAUUAUGCUGGCUUAAAUCCGAUCAUCGUCGCUACAGCCAGUUUGUCGGCACGCGCGUGAGUGAAAUAUUAGAGCUGACUGACAUCAGUGAAUGGAAUUGGGUACCAACCAAGGACAAUGUUUCUGACGACGGUACGAAAUGGAGAGGUGUUCCUGAUAUCUCCGAGAACAGCCGAUGGUUCAAAGGUCCACCAUUUAUCUACCAGCAAAAGCAAAAGUGGCCUAAAAUUCCAUCGACUCUAGGGGCUACCGAAGAAGAACUACGACCGAGAUUGAUGCUGCACUACGCUACCUGCCAGCCGAUCGUUGAAGUUGAAAACUUCUCCAAAUGGGUCAAACUGUACCGAUUGACUGCAAUGUUCUUGAGGGCCGUUAAAAAGUUCAUCGUUUUCUUGAAGAUCAAAAGAGAGUCGCAGAGACCAUGCAUUUUAUUACCACUAAGUCAAGAUGAGCUUAUUGCAGCACAAAACCUUUUGUAUCGUCAAGUUCAAAGCUAUGCCUAUCCCGAAGAAUAUUCCCUUCUACAGAAACCAUCGAAUACUUCCUUACCUAAACGCAGUUCACUUUUUCGCGUAUCACCGUUUCUAGACGAACAUCAAGUUAUGCGCAUUCAUAAUCGCGCUAAAAAUUGCCAAUUUACUGACCUAGAAUCUAAAAACCCAAUAGUUUUGCCACCCACGCACCAUCUUACCAAACUAAUCGCACAACAUUACCAUCGAAAUCUGCUACAUCGCAAUCAUGAAACCGCAAUCAACCGUCUACGUUUACGUUAUUAUAUCCCAAAAUUGAGAGCUUUCUUCCGUAGAAUGAGAGGAGAUUGCCAACAAUGUAAAAUCGCAAACGCUAAACCACAACCACCAGCAAUGGCCGAUCUUCCUGCUUCGAGGUUGGCUGCAUUUUGUCGACCUUUCACGUACGUGGGUGUGGACUAUUUCGGUCCGAUACCAGUUUCUGUAGGUCGUCGGUCAGAGAAAAGAUGGGGCGUCUUAGUCACCUGUCUAACAACCCGAGCAAUCUACAUCGAGCUGGCGCAUUCCCUUACAACAGAUUCCUGUAUAAUGGCCCUAAGAGUGUUCAUGGUUCGACGAGGUGUUCCUGCAGCCAUUUACAGUGAUCGUGGAACGAAUUUUAUAGAAGCUUCGAAAGAAUUGUCCAUAGAACUGGAUAAGAUGAAUCAAAACAAAUUGAUAGCAGCAAUCGUAUCUCCAGAUACCAGAUGGGAGUUCAAUCCGCCAGCUUCUCCGCACAUGGGCGGUUCGUGGGAGAGGCUCAUACAAAGUGUAAAAAAGAACCUGCAAAACAUGACGUUGACUAGACUGCCAUCUGAUGAAGUACUCCGGUGCGCAUUGACCGAAAUUGAAGGGACAGUCAACUCCAGGCCUCUCACCUUUGUUGCAUUGGACGACGAGGAUUCACCUGUUCUAACGCCGAAUCAUUUCAUCCUGGGAUCGUCGGAUGGCCUGAAACCGUUGGCUCUCUUUGACGAUAGUUCUAAAGCGUUGAAGAAAUCCUGGCACACCUCUCAGUUGAUCGCGAAUAUUUUCUGGAGACAUUGGCUCAACGACUAUCUUCCGUGUCUUACACGGCGGUCCAAGUGGUUCAAUCUAGCUCGUCCGAUUUCCGUAGGAGAUGUCGUCGUGAUUGCUGAUCCCAACUCACCCCGGAAUACGUGGCCUAAGGGCAGAGUCAUCGGGACAAGCCAUGCCAAAGAUGGACAAGUGAGAUGGGCGGUCGUCCAGACGGCGCAUGGUAUUUAUGAGCGCCCUGCAGUUAAGAUCGCGGUUCUCGACGUUGGCGUUCAACCUAUUGCGUCCCAGGAGGAAUGUGGCCGCACUACCGGGGGGACUGUUAUCGGCGCCGUGUCGAAUCCCUCGAUCAGAAACGUCCGAUCGUAA